CCCACACUGUCCCCUCUCGUACCUCUGAGAAAUACGAUAAGACGAAUGUCGAGCGACAACACGCCGCCUCCGCUGAGCCGGACAACGAGUGGGAACACGAGCCUUAUGGAGCGACUGCGUAGUUUUGGUCGAGGGAGGAGUGAGCGUGGAGAGGUGGAGAGUGUGGAUGGGUCGACGCUUGUGCAUGGACGACGGUCAAGUUCUGCAAUGGACGACCGUCGCUCCCGUUCCCGCACCCGUCCAGACGGGCCAGUCGUCUCCACAGGCAGAGGAGGCGCGGGCAACAUGGUUCCCAAGUCUCAGGAAUCGCUGGAGCAAGUCGACGAGCCCCGUGGACGUAACCCGAUCAGCACGAGCGAGCGGAUUACCCACUCUGGCCGCGGAGGCGCUGGCAACAUUCGCUCUCCUAGCAGGGAUCCAGAGGCGAGGAAGCGCGAAGCAGCAGAGAACGCUGCAGAGGCCGCGAUCGUCACUGAGCACGCGGCGAAAGAUACGGGCGUGCACUCUUCCGGUCGCGGAGGGUGGGGUAAUAUCAGCAGGUCCAAGAGUCCCGCUGCGAAUCGCAUUCCGCUCGUCUCCUCGGGACGUGGGGGUGCGGGGAACGUUCAUGCUGUAGGAGAGCUGCCGGACGGACAUGCGAUCGCAGAAGAGGACUCGCAUGUUAUUGCCGACCACAAGGUUCACGAACAUGGGAUCAUUCAUUCCACCGGCCGUGGAGGCGGCGGCAACAUCCUCACGGGCGACCCUGUUGUCCCUGGCUCUGAACACACAGAGCAAGUGCACGCCACCUCCGACCUGGAGCACCACGCGCACUCGACAGGCCGUGGCGGCGCAGGGAAUAUCAUCCCCGACGAAGAGGAGCGCGGGCGCCCAGCGGAACAUCAUCAUGGUUCUUUGCUGCACAAGUUUGGCGACUUUGUCAAGGGGUCGAGCAAGAGCCGCGAGAGGGGUGACAAGCACUGAACUUGAACCUGCUGAACCUGCUGAACUUAAUGAACUUGCUUUCUUCUUCCUUCUCCAUCUUAUCAUGCUAAUGAUGUCCUUGCCAUCAUACUCUGUCGUUCUUUAACUCGAUUGUCGGAAUAAGUGUUUGUACACCUAGACGAGGCCGUCAACGACCGUUUUGUUUU
Molecule: messenger RNA, 1130 nt
Organism: Dacryopinax primogenitus
Lineage: Eukaryota; Fungi; Basidiomycota; Dacrymycetes; Dacrymycetales; Dacrymycetaceae
Exons: 4
Coding region: 208-963 (251 amino acids)
Source: RefSeq, a predicted model, not a curated record